CUUAUUUUAGCCAUCAAACCGGCGUGCCGCAUUUACACAGCCUGUCAGCUUUCCCACUCAGUAAGGCGAAGAUUAGAUCGUGCCCUGGAGUAAUGCGUAGCCCUGCAUCAUCUUUCCCCUGUCGAGACUGUGCCGCUUCCCCUAUCGUUUAUAGGAUGCGAUUCCCACGAUGACCACAAUCGACGAAGUCUCGAUGUCAUCGGCCAUGGAAGACCACUUCGGACCUCAACAGCCAUGUUAAUAUCAGCUCAGCGAAUGGGUAAUGGAAUUCAUUGGGCUGCCUUUUUUACUACCUGCUUCGUCAUUUAUUAUUUAUCAUGUCGCACAGCAGGAGACUCACGAGACUCAGUUGACCAGAGGCCACGCCUGGUUAAGUUCCAGCAUGAGAAAUACUACUUUGUGGAAACCAAGCACCCCUUUCCAAGCCCGAGACUCGUCCAGUUCUGGGAGGAGCUCCUCUCCGAACUGCUGAGGACAAACCCAAUUUCCCCACCGAUAUCAGAAUACGAACAUGCAAAUAGGUUCGACUUCGACCCAAAGGCAAAACAUCCAGAAGGGCAUGUCUAUCAGUUGCCGGAUCUCAUUGAGCUCCAGGAUGCGGACCGGGACUCGCUCAAGGCAGCACAUAAUGGCUUUGUCUCGAGGAUCAAGGACAUGUCGGCUAGAUUGCCAUUUGAAAGGGGCUCUCGGGGGAUAGUGAUGACCGCAAGGGGCUCGAACAUCGGGAUGGCGGUCACCUCACUACUCAUGUUGCGCCAGACAGGUUCCAGGCUCCCGGUGCAGCUGUUCCUGGAUGAGGCCACCGACAAGAGCCGCCACGUCUGCGAGCAAUUCCAAGGGGAGAUGAAUGUUGAGUGCUUCAGCUUCGACGCAAUCUUCUCUACGACACCCACCAUGCCGGCACUGAGCAGGUUCCAGUUCAAGGUCUUCUCCGUACUCUUCUCUUCUUUCCAGGACAUCCUCUUCCUCGACGCCGACGCCUUCCCAAUCCACGAUCCCGAGUAUCUGUUUCGCAGGAAACCCUAUACCUCGCACGGCCUCGUCACCUGGCCCGACUUCUGGAUGCCGACCGUAUCGCCAGCCCUGUACGACAUCACCAGCACGCCGGCGCCGGCGCUGAGCCGCAGCAGUCGGAGCUCCGAGUCCGGGAUCAUGUUGUACAAUAAAGCGAGGCACGCCGAUAGUCUGCUGCUGGCAACAUACUACAACUUCUACGGCCCGCACUACUACUACCCGCUGCUAUCACAGGGGGCGGACGGCGAGGGAGAUAAAGAGACAUUUCUCCACAGCGCCCUGGUGCUGGGCAACCCAGCCUACAGCGUCCAGACGAACAUAGGCGCCGUGGGUCGAUGGUACAACGGCUCGUUCCAGACGAGUGCGCUGAAGCAGGCGGAUCCGGCCGACGACUGGCGGUUGAGCAACAAUAACAACAACGCCAGAGGCCGCGGCGGAAGACAUAGCCAGCUAUCCCUGCAGGCAGAGGGCGACGACGAGGUCCAUGCGAGGUGCCUGUUCAUCCACCACAACCAGGUCAAGAUCGAUGUCCAGCACAUGGAUGCCACGCUGGGGUCCAUCUUGCGCAAGAACGACGAGGGCCAAUACGUGCGGCUAUGGGGGGACGAGGAGGACUUCACCGAGACGGCCGGCUACGAUGUUGAGAAGGCCAUGUGGAGGGAGGUCCUCAGGGCAACCUGCCAGGCAUCUUUCGUGGAAGAAUGUGCGAGGCUCAGGGAUUACUUCAUCAGUGUGUUCAUCGAUAUGGGUGAAAAGACAAGCUAAAUAUUAUUAAUAGGCGGUAACUAAUUAGGUCUCCUGAGUGGUUUUAGGAGGGGGGGAAAGGGAAUGUCAACAUUGCAUGCGUAGAUGGGGGUUUCUUAUCGCAGGGAACGUUUAAGGGGUCGAGGUCAUGAUAUCAUCGCCCCGAAUAAUAUCAAAGCAUGCUUGUUGGCGUUGGCGUUAGGGGGAGGCGAAUAACAAAGUAAAACCGGGGUAAUCAGCGAUAGAAGAGCUUAAAUCCAUAAUACAUACAUCAAUCAAUCAGAGAUGAAAGAGAUAAAGCUAGAAUCUUCGGCUCUGCUGAUUGAUCAGGAGGUGGGUG
Phialemonium atrogriseum is the source of this 2098-nucleotide messenger RNA. Its product is annotated as mannosyltransferase putative-domain-containing protein. Gene Ontology annotation, molecular function: alpha-1,2-mannosyltransferase activity. Gene Ontology annotation, cellular component: Golgi apparatus. The record is from RefSeq and is a predicted model, not a curated record. Lineage: Eukaryota; Fungi; Ascomycota; Sordariomycetes; Cephalothecales; Cephalothecaceae. Gene Ontology annotation, biological process: mannan biosynthetic process. The transcript has a single exon. The coding region runs from base 235 to 1779 and encodes 514 amino acids.